AUGGAGUGGUCGUGGGUUGAUCGGAUCAUGGGGGACUGGCAACGAUCGUUAGGGGAUGGUGUCGACGAUGAUAUUAUUGAAGAUGCAUCUAGGAGCCAAGGAACGGAACAGCAGACCGCUGACACAUCUGAUUGUGGGGGCCACCCAUCUGUACAGCAGCCCGCUACACCUGUGCGACGUAGUGGGAGGGGUCGCGGUCGGUCAUCGACGCAUGGUGCUGCGAAGCGCAUACUUCUAGCUCCUACAAUUGGUCCCGCCAGUGCAGGGAGUGCCGCUGCUGCCCCCCGGGACCAAACUCCCCAUUCUCUCCACUUCCCUCUCCUCUCUCCUAUCUCCACUGACAACUCUCUCAUCCUGACUCUCCUCUCUCCCAUCCCAAAGACGAUCACCUUGCCUCUUUCCCACCUCUGCUCUCUCCCUCCCCUUCCCCCCUUCCCCAACACUCCCCACUCCCCCACGUUCGGACAGCCAUUGGACGCAAAAAGCAGUGAGUUCGAGCUUGUCAACCCUCUGCCCCUCCUCCCUGUUCUAGGCUCCCUUGACCAUCGUCAUCGUCAGCCGUUGCAAAGCUCCAGCAAGGAGGGCCCUUCCAAAGUUUCCCUCCCCUCCUUUCAUUUCCUCGACACCGCCACAACCCGUCCCCCCAAGUCAGCUCGACCGUCCCGCGUCGCUCCGCUAGCAUCUCACAAUAUCUAG
This is a messenger RNA of Closterium sp. NIES-65, 696 nucleotides long. The record is from the annotation of a GenBank genome assembly. Lineage: Eukaryota; Viridiplantae; Streptophyta; Zygnematophyceae; Desmidiales; Closteriaceae.